AUGGCGGUACCGAUCGGCGAGAACUUCGCCAACAGUUACAUGGAGCUGUGCAAGCAGCAGCGGUUGCGCCCGCUACCUGUCAUCUGCGUGACGUUGCCUCACAGUUUGGACUUCACCACCGAUCGCGUGAAAAUGGACGACUGGGGUCCAAUUUUGAACUCAUUGUCCCUCGAUCGCAGUUUAAGGUCUAUCUGCGUUCGUAGUAGGUACCAGUGUCGCAAGUCUUUGGAGGAAAUUAACUCCGAGGAUAAAGCCAGGACUAUGGGCAAAGCGCCAGUGGUGUUGUCUCGUUAUCUUCUCGAAUGGAUGUCCCACAGCGUCGGCCAGUGCAUCCGAAACUCUCCGGUGCUAACCAAUCUGGAGCUAGAAGGCAUUCCGUUUCCACCGGAUUGCCUCACUGUGCUGUGUGUUGGCUUGUCUCACACCCAAACGCUGCGCUACCUGUCCUUCCAGCGCUGUUACAUCGGCGACACCUCCUGCGAGGUGCUGUGCCGCACUGUGGCUGACAUUCCGAGCAUCAGAUCGCUAAAUCUUAGUUCCUGCGACCUGACGUCCAAAUGCGGGCCAGCAUUAGCAGCAGCGCUGUCCAGGCAAAAGCUGUCGCUCUACCACGACACCUGGAAGCAAUCGUUGCGCUACCAGGAGCCGAAUCUUGAGGCGAUGCCAGGAUUACGACGUUUGACGCUGAACGAUAAUCCCCAAUUGGGCGACGUAGCCGCGAGCGAGCUGAUCGAAGCCAUAAGAGAUAGUCUGUGGCUGAAAGCGUUGGACAUGCAGCGUUGCGGACUGACCGACAGGCUCGUCAAAGACCUCUUUGAGCUGUUGAAUCACAACACCACGCUGAUCGUGCUCGACGUCAGGCAGAACGCGAACUUGAACGAGGAUCUGGUGAAACACAUCAUGAAGAGGUUGGAGAAGAAUAAUGCGGACACUAAGUCUGAAUACAGGUGGCUUGGUUCUUCCGAACAAAAUAGAAGAGUGUCUUCGGCAGGUAGUAGGAAGAGAAUAGUAAAUGAGAACAAAGCAUUGGCGAGGCCACGUAGCGCUAUGACGGAGUACGCUAAGAGGCCUUACCAGGUUCCACCUAGAAAUGUUAACAGUCUGAUGAACAACGCGAAGAAAACGAAACUGAGACCGCACGUUCCAUCGUAUAAGAACCCGAGCGUUCAACGGCGACAGCAAGACCCGCAGCAGAUCGUGCAAUGCGUGCAGACGAAGCAGAAAGUGUCCCUUCAUUUGGAUCUUCAAUCUCAUAUUCAAUCGGUUAUGGGCGAGGCCAGUGGGAACACCGUGAGUAAUCAGACUUACGGUGGCAACGUUCAGCAGGUGACCGACAGGACAUCUUCAAACCACAUGUCCACAGGUCAGAAUACUAAAGUCGACGCAGCGACGCAAAUGGCGGACGGCUUGGACCUAGAGAAUUCAGACAGGAUAAAAUUGGUCCAGGUUCAGUUAGCAGAAGCGAAGGCAGAGCAUGAACGUCUGUUGGAAGAAACUAGGCACAGUGAUCUUUUGCUAGCAGAGGAGCGCAAUCGUCGCGAGGAAGCAGAGACGAAGCUGAACGCGAUGAAGAAGGAUUUUAUCCAGUUGGAGAACGCUUUGAAGGACAAGGAAAAGGAAACGAGCGGAUUACUGCUGAUCAGGCAACAAUCUAUGGAGGAAAUCUCCAGUUGUUUCGAGCGUCUGUUGAAGAUACUGGACAGCGUGACUAAUAAUCCAAGCAGAAAGGACACGGCUGUAGCGACUUUCGUUAAAGACGACAUAAAGAGAUGCAUCAGCUCUGUCAUUCGACACACCAAGUCGGAGAAUCUGCGACGUGCGUUUGCAGUAAACGUUGACGAGGACGAGUCGAUUGGCUACACCGAGCCGAUGAAGAAGUUCGCCAAGUCGGAAAGCGACAUGAGAUCGACUUUGCCGCCGAUGUAUCUGGAGAGAAACAUAGGAGACAGCCCGGACAUCGGUUCGCCCUCGCUGGACGCCAGAAUACUGCGCCACGAAAGGGAGUUGAUGUCUCCCAGGAAGAGGGCGAGGGCGUUGUUCGCGCAGAUCGUUCACGGGGACGCGGUUGUGGAAUUUUCUACCAAUGAAGAUUAG
This is a messenger RNA of Nomia melanderi (Alkali bee), 2094 nucleotides long. RefSeq lists its product as uncharacterized. Gene Ontology annotation, cellular component: centrosome; ciliary basal body. Gene Ontology annotation, biological process: cilium organization. NCBI's taxonomy places the organism in Eukaryota, Metazoa, Arthropoda, Insecta, Hymenoptera, Halictidae. The record is from RefSeq and is a predicted model, not a curated record.